CCACGCACUAAAUCAAGAAAAGAAGGAAAGAGAGAGAGUGUGAUUGCAAAGAAGUGUACUACUCGCAAAACGUUUGUCGAUCAUAAAUACAUGCGGUUGAAAUUAUUAAUCUUUCACAUAUAUUUAUACGUAUGACCUAUUAUACGUGUCUCCUCUCGUGAUUAAUAUAAUAUCUAAACGAAAAUAUAAUAUACCAAAAUUAUUGGGUUUAGUGCAUAAAAAAAGAAACCAAAAAAAUUAGAGGGACUGUAUAUAAAAAAGAAUAAGUGUUAUCCCAGUGCGUCUUUUUUAUUUUUCGUUUUUUUUUUCGAUUCGAUCAAUUUUUAAGUUCGGUCCUCGAUUUGUCAUUAAGGAAAAUACUUUGCCUUUGCUUGGUUUCUAGAGUCAAGGUGGCUAAAGUAAGAAGAAUUCGUGAGAUUCAAGUUGCAUCCAUGAAAUCGACGAUACCUUUACAACAAUUUAAAAAAUGUAUCAUUUUAUUUAUGGUCGGCAUGAUCUGCACCUUAUUGAGUUAUGCAAUCUAUAUCAUCAAUCCUUUAAAACUGAUUAUAGAAUACAAUUUACAAUUGAGAGAAAACUCGCCAAUUUACUCCAUAUGGAAAAAGCCUCCUGUCGAUGUAUUUAUUAAAGUAUACAUUUUUAAUAUUACCAAUCCUGAUGAGUUUUUGAAAGGAACAGAAAAACUUAAACUCGAAGAAGUUGGUCCCUAUGUAUAUCAGGAAUUUUUAGAAAACACGAAUGUAACAUUUAACGAUAAUGGUACUAUAACUUAUAUUCCAAGGAGGACUGUAUUUUUUGUUCCUGAAUUAUCAAAGAGCGAUCCCAAAAAAGAUUUUGUUACCGUACCGAAUAUUCCGAUGUUGGGCAUAACAUCUGCGUUGUACGAUUCUGGAUUUUUUAUUAAUUAUCCUUUCACGCAAUUAAUCAAUAUGAUUGGUAGCGAACCAAUAUUGAAUAUCACAGCUUAUGAUUAUUUAUGGGGUUACGAUGACACCUUGGUCAAAUUAGCAACCGACAUAUUACCAUCUUAUUUCAACUUUAGAAAAUUUGGUCUUCUUGAUAGAAUGUACGACGAAGGUCAGAACAUCAUCAACAUAAAUAUUCGUAAAAAUGAUGAUAUGAGAGAUGAAAAUGGGCGAUAUCUAAGUAUCGAAACCUAUAAUGGAAGUCCUGGAUUAUCUAAUUGGGGAUAUCGCGAGGAGGAAGAUAACAAAACUUAUCCAGAAAAUACAAUAUGUAAUCGCAUUCGAGGAGCUUCUGAAGGAACGAUGUUUCCACCGAAUCUGGACAAACGUGCUGUUUUUCGAGUUUUUCGAAAAGCAUUUUGUAGAACGUUACCGAUAGUAUUUAAGAAAGAGGUUGUUACAGAGGACGGCAUUCCAUGUUAUCUUUAUAUCAUGUCGGAAGAUUUUUUGGACCCUCCAAAUGAAAAUCCGGACAACGAAUGUUAUUGUCGCAAAAUAAAAAAAUGCCAUAGGAAAGGACUGUCGGACUUGACGGCAUGUUAUUUUAAUAUUCCUGCAGCUGUAUCUUUACCACAUUUUCUUAACGGUGAUUCCAGUUUAAUAAACGACGUGGAAGGUCUUCAUCCAGAUCCAGAAAAACACGCUACACAGGUUUUAAUUCAACCUGACAUAGGUAUAGCAGUGAAAGUAAACUCAAGAAUACAAACGAAUCUUGUGAUGUAUGAUACGCAGUACAAUUCAAAAGUCAAACCAUUUAAUAAUAUAGUGAUACCAUUAUUCUGGACUGAUUUGAUGAUUCCAUCUUUGAAGAGUGAUUUGUUAUUUCUAAUAAAAAUAAUUGUUAAAAUACUUCCUAUCAUGCAAACUGUGGUAAUGUACUUCUUGAUGAUCAUUGGCGUAACAUUGAUCACUUUAUCGCUAACAGCAUCUAUUUGGAAAUUUAAUCAGCAUCGAGAACAACAAUUUGAUUUUGAUAGAAGGGAUAGCGCAGAUUUAAGGAUACCUUUAGGGUAUGGGCAAAACACGACUAUACAUAUCUUAUCGAAUAAUGAAAAGAUCAAAUCAAGAUCGGAUUUAUAUAGUUAAUCGAUAAAAUUUACUUUUACUCAUUUUCUAACAUAUAGAUAUGAAAUAAGUUUUAAUCAUGUUGCACACAUACACGUACAUACACACACAUCCGCGUACGCACAUACAUAUACACAAAAUAAAGUUUAAGAUUUUUUACAAAUAUUUUUAUAAAUAAAAGUUUUGAUAUAAAAAAAAAUUUUUUUAAAUAUAAUAUUCAUUAUAUUUUUAAGUGACAUUUUAAAUGACAUUAAAUCCGAAUCUUGUACCAAAAUUAGAUAGAAUUAAUUCGGUAGAAGAAAAAAGAACUAUUAAUUUUAUUUUUGUAUUAUUAUUAUUAUUAUUAUUUU
Vespula pensylvanica (western yellowjacket) is the source of this 2380-nucleotide messenger RNA. Its product is annotated as scavenger receptor class B member 1-like. The record is from RefSeq and is a predicted model, not a curated record. Gene Ontology annotation, cellular component: cytoplasm; membrane. The coding region runs from base 432 to 2051 and encodes 539 amino acids. Lineage: Eukaryota; Metazoa; Arthropoda; Insecta; Hymenoptera; Vespidae. Gene Ontology annotation, molecular function: scavenger receptor activity. The transcript is spliced from 11 exons.